Messenger RNA from Medicago truncatula (barrel medic), 573 nucleotides. RefSeq lists its product as uncharacterized. The transcript has 3 exons. Bases 1 to 573 code for a protein of 190 amino acids. NCBI's taxonomy places the organism in Eukaryota, Viridiplantae, Streptophyta, Magnoliopsida, Fabales, Fabaceae. The record is from RefSeq and is a predicted model, not a curated record.
AUGGCUUUUUCUAUAUCAGUUUUAAUCAUCGUCAUCUUUGCGCAUCUCUUUGCUUUUUUCUAUGCUUUUCGCGCCGAAGUAAAUCGUUACUGGGCUGAAGAGCUUCCCAACGACGACGGAACUAUCUGCGUAUACACCACCGAUGCUUCCACCUUCUACGGAUUUGUUGCCUUCUCCUUCCUUCUUGUAAAUCAAGUUUUCCUUAACCUCAUCACUAGAUGUUUCUGUUGCGGGAAAGGUCUCGUCCCUGGACGCUCAACCAGUUGCGCCAUCAUCUGUUACAUUCUCUCAUGGAUUGGGUUUUUGGCAGCAGAGGCAUGCUUGUUAGUAGGAUCUACUACGAGUGCAUACAAGACAAAAUAUCAAGGGUAUUAUUCGACGCUUGGUUUGUCUUGCAGCGCACUUCGCAAAGGCGUGUUUGCGGUCGGGGCUGUCUUGACCUUGUUUUCAAUGUUGACUUCAAUUUUGUACUAUUGGGCAUAUUGCAAAGCUGACAUCGCUGAUUUUUGGAUGAGACACCAAAAUGAAGAUAUUGAAAUGGACACACGUAAUCAUGUUCCUGAAAGGCAAUGA